UUGUUCCCAAUUAAGAUCUAGCCGCGCAGGUACUCACUGCAAUGUCACACCUGUGUCGUUAUUUGCUUAGAGCUCUCAGACAUUCUGCAGGAGUUUACAGACAAGGCACCAUGAAGUUGUCUGGAUCAAUGAUUGUGUUAGCUCUCUCUUUUUUGGCGAUUGUCACCAUUGUCAGUGCCUCUCAUUCGUUUUCGUAUCCCAUAGCAUGGGAUAACACCAGCAGUAACGUAAUCAACACCGGACUUGUACGUAAACAGCUCGUUGUCAACAUUGAAGAUGUCAUCGAAGAUGAAUAUGGAAAUCGGUUCAUAAUCACUCUGACAGACCCAUUUGAUGAUAUGGAGGACGAAAAAUAUGGAAAAAAGAAGUAGAACUACUAAGAUAAAAUUAAUCCAACUUCAAGACCUUAUGUUGUUAAAAUGUAAUCAGUAUAAUAUUUGUUAUAAUAAAUAAUUUGUAGACACUAUAA
Molecule: messenger RNA, 469 nt
Organism: Homalodisca vitripennis (glassy-winged sharpshooter)
Lineage: Eukaryota; Metazoa; Arthropoda; Insecta; Hemiptera; Cicadellidae
Exons: 3
Coding region: 42-371 (109 amino acids)
Source: RefSeq, a predicted model, not a curated record